Molecule: messenger RNA, 708 nt
Organism: Botrytis deweyae
Lineage: Eukaryota; Fungi; Ascomycota; Leotiomycetes; Helotiales; Sclerotiniaceae
Exons: 2
Coding region: 1-708 (235 amino acids)
Biological process (GO): DNA replication; double-strand break repair via break-induced replication
Cellular component (GO): GINS complex; nucleus
Source: RefSeq, a predicted model, not a curated record
AUGGCUCUACCUCUACCACCUGGUUUAACGCCAAUGGAGGUUGCAUUUCUAUGCGAAAUGGAAAUGGUCACAGUCGUUCCUCGGCAACGCCUUGAGAGCCUCGAUUUAUUAGGUGGCAAGACAAUUUCUCUGAGGCCGCCGCAUCGUGCUCCCUUACCCUUAUGGCUAGCUCUACUUCUCAAACGACAACGUCGUGCCAAUAUUAUACCACCACCAUGGCUUCAUCCUCAUUCCCUUGACAGAAUACUCAAAAUGGAGACUGAUAAUUCUGAGAGCUUUUCUCCUCCACCACCACUCGACCAUAGCACAUCAUCUACAGUAUCACCGCCAUUUCUACCGUCGAAUACCGCAGACUCAGAGCCUGGUUAUUUACCAUAUCAUUGGAUUGAUAUGGGUGAAAUUCUACUGGAAGCUGCAAGUGAUGAUAUACAAGAUCCAGAUAAAGUUCGGGAACUACUUAGAGAUCUACGGGAAGUGAGGAUGGCAAAAAUGAGAAGCAGUACUUUGGUGGUAGAAGGGGGUGGGCUCACCAGUCUACAAGGUGUUGGCGCAAUGGAGGUUAGUGAGGGACGAGGAUUCAUCACAGGUGUCAUGGAUGGACUACGAAAAUUAGGAGCUUCUAGGGAAGUUUCCAGACGGGAAAAAGAACAAGAAGGUGCCGGAAGUGGAGGUGACGGAGAUAGUGAGGACGAAGAUAUGGGAUUAUGA